Messenger RNA from Geosmithia morbida, 1524 nucleotides. Its product is annotated as GTP cyclohydrolase N terminal. The transcript has 19 exons. The record is from RefSeq and is a predicted model, not a curated record. The coding region runs from base 1 to 1524 and encodes 507 amino acids. NCBI's taxonomy places the organism in Eukaryota, Fungi, Ascomycota, Sordariomycetes, Hypocreales, Bionectriaceae. Gene Ontology annotation, biological process: riboflavin biosynthetic process. Gene Ontology annotation, molecular function: GTP cyclohydrolase II activity.
AUGGACGUUCUGAAGGAUAUUGGCCAAGCCCAAUCCCAGCUUCUCGCUGCGGUCCAGUCCUUGACUGACCGUCUCAACGCGGUGCUUCCUGGUACGGCCCUUAUACCUAGUUCUAGCGGAGGUCUUCCACAGAACGAACGAAGCGAUCAAGUUGAUGAGGUAUCGGCCUCCGAUUUUCCUAUCGUACGACCAGGCUCGGAGGGUGAUGGAGUCUUGCAAGCCCCAGCCACUCCCACCUCGCCUCAACGGGCCGCCUUGACAUCUCGUAUCGUUCUCACGACCUACCCGAAACAAAUCGGUAUUAACCCGUUUCCGAUGGACUGGGGGAAUUGUGACCCUCUCAAGCGGGGCCCCGUCGUUGUCUCACGACUGUCAUCCACCAUCCGGCGUCGCAACGCCCAUGGCGGGUCAUACUCAAUCUACUAUGCUCUUGCUGUUGCCAGCAAGCAGUUGAAUCUCGACCACAGGCCGGAUUUUACCAAUACUGAACCUGCUGCGCAGAUUGGGCCAUUCCCUCAGUGGGGGGGGCGAGAGAAGAUUGUGGCCAUGGACCCCUAUGGCCAUCUAGCGCCUUGGAUAUUCAAAGACACUAUCGAAAAAGAAGACGUUGAUAUCCGUCCCACGAUCGCUAUUACGAAAGCCCAUAUGAAGGUGAUAAAGCCACCUGGUCAGCUACCCGAGCUCGAGGACAGUGUCAAGAAGGGCCGCCUUGUUCCAGACGGCAAAGUCUGCCUUAACGAGUUAGGCGAGCUGGCUGUCACCAAGUUUGCAGUGGAACCGGUCUGGUACCUUCCUGGUGUGGCCGAAAGGUUCGGUAUUGACGAGGGUACCUUGCGUCGAUCGCUAUUCGAGCAUACGGGUGGAAGUUACCCCGAGCUCAUCACUCGAGGUGACAUCAAAUUGUUUCUCCCUCCUAUCGGCGGCUUGACGGUUUAUUGUUUCGGAGAUCCGGCCAAAAUGUCGGACGAGUCAGUACGCCUGUCCUUACGAGUCCACGACGAGUGCAACGGGAGUGAUGUCUUUGGAUCUGACAUCUGUACCUGCCGUCCGUACCUCAUUUUUGGUAUUGAAGAAGCCGUCAAGGAAGCCCAGAAUGGAGGAAGCGGUGUGGUCAUUUAUUUCAGGAAAGAAGGCCGGGCCCUUGGGGAGGUUACCAAGUAUCUUGUAUACAACGCCCGAAAGCGAGGCGCCGACCGCGCCUCUGAUUACUUCAAGCGUACCGAGAACAUCGCCGGUGUAAAGGACAUGCGUUUCCAGGCACUUAUGCCCGAUAUCUUGCAUUGGCUCGGCAUUAAGAAGAUUGACCGAAUGUUGAGCAUGAGCAACAUGAAGCACGAUGCCAUUGUCAGUCAAGGGAUCCCGAUUCACGAGCGAGUUGAGCUUCCAGACGAGCUCAUACCUGCCGAUUCGAGGGUUGAGAUUGAUGCCAAAAUCACUGCGGGCUACUUUACUGCGGGCAAGCGGAUGACCGAAGAGGAACUCCAAGCUGUGCAGGGAAGGAUGUGGGAAGACGUCGACCACUAA